Molecule: messenger RNA, 764 nt
Organism: Xenopus tropicalis (tropical clawed frog)
Lineage: Eukaryota; Metazoa; Chordata; Amphibia; Anura; Pipidae
Gene: pcp2
Product: Purkinje cell protein 2
Exons: 4
Coding region: 33-401 (122 amino acids)
Molecular function (GO): guanyl-nucleotide exchange factor activity; GTPase regulator activity
Source: RefSeq, a predicted model, not a curated record
GGCAGCACACAGAGAUUGCUCGGGGCUACGGGAUGGACUCUGUACAGGUGUCAGGUGAGGACCAGGCCAGGAGAGACUCCAUAAACCAGGCUGAACUGGCGGAAACCUCCACGGAACAAGAAUGCUUUUUUAACCUUCUCACCCAUGUCCAAGGGGCACGAUUGGAUGAGCAGAGAUGUAGCAUCCAAAUCGUACACAACAAAGGAGAGCAGGAGAACAAAGACAGCUCACCAGUCACACCACCUCCUGAAAUGAAUGUUCUGAUGGACAUGUUGGCACAGUCACAGAGCCGGAGGCUGGACGACCAAAGAGCAGAACUCACCCAGCUGUCGGGGUUCCCAGACACCAUGCCAAACCGCAGGGAGUCCCAUGAUAAUGGAGGGUUGAAGAACCAACCAUAACCCCUUCAUCCACCUGAUUUCCCCACUGUGCACCCAUCACAUGGAAGAUAAUAUGAAUACUCAAGAACCUUCAAGAUGACUUUCCAACUCUUACAAUACCCGAGCAACAUCUCUAUUAGUUUAGUGCUGAGAUCUGCAAUUUAAUAAAUCUUUUUCAGCUCUUCUAAGCUCGUCUGUAACUGUGCCUCAAUUGCAGUGGGCAAAGGGACCGUCAUGCAUAAAAAUACAUGUUUUUGUCUCCAGGUGGGGCAAAUAAAAACAGCCAGGUAAAACACUGGUCUUGCAGGGACGUGAAUACUGUAUAUAAUACUGAGUGGCCAUGGGAGGGACUUGGUAAGUGAGCCUGCCACCCACUAGUUACUU